AUGCUCUCGGCAGCAUCAGCUCAGGACUACUUCAACUCCAGUAGCACGGCUGCUGGGGUCGAAGACGAAACCUUCGGCGUAGGGUGCGGUGGUGACAUGGAGUAUCCCCCCACCGAUGAAUUCACGGAGCAGCCGCGGUUCGCCUACCUCAUCACGAAUCCGGUGGCCGAUUUCAUCGCUGUUCACUUCACGCACUUCAACUUGCCCGAAAGCGACUACGUGCAGAUUCGUCCAGCGGACCCCGCUUCGAGCGAGACUCAUGUUUUGCAGUACCGAGGCAACGAGACGAACGGGUCCUUCUACGCGACUGCACUCUCGACUUCGGCUGUGAUCGUCGAGCUGUUCACCGAGUCGGCAAACCACCCGCAGGCCGUGAACACGUCGCAGUGUAUGGGGUUUUCGGUCGACAGCUACCAGUACUUGGCUCAAGGAUCAACACAGAAUGGCUCGAAGGAAGAGGUGUGCGGCGCAGACAACAGCCGAGAAGCAGCGUGCUACAAGUCGUUCAAUACUGCCUUCCAGACUUCCAACACGGUGGUCCGCCUGCUGAUUAAGAAACCCGAAGGUGCUUUCUUCUGCACGGGAUGGCUCCUGGGCAGCGAGGGCCACCUUGUCACCAACCACCACUGCAUCUCGACCCAAGAGCAUGCCAGUAACACGGAGUUUGAGUUUGACGCUCAGGGAUCUUCUUGCAGCAGAAGUUGCGCCUCUGCUCGCGCUUGUGGUGGAGAUAUCCGCGCUAAUUAUGCAACGCUGAUCUAUGCAGAUGAAGGUCUCGACUACGCCCUCGUGAAGCUGCCCAGCUAUCUGGCCAGAGAGUAUGGCUACCUACAACUUCGAUCAAGCGGAGCUGCCAUGAACGAGCGCGUCUACUUGCCGCAGCACCCGGCAGGAUGGGGCAAGCGUAUCGCGAUGAAGUCGGACAGCGGCUGGGGAAAGGUGACGUCGCUGUCGAUGGAAGGCUGCGCGCGGGACCAGGUUGCUUACUACCUCGACACGCAGGGAGGGUCUUCGGGGUCCCCACUCCUUUCGUGGUCGGACAACUUGGUAAUUGCUCUGCACCACUGCGGUGGGUGCCCCAACACGGCCAUUAACAGCUACAAACUGGUGAACGACAUGCGCUGGCGGAACAUCCUCCCUGCAGACGCUGCUGUGUAA
Molecule: messenger RNA, 1158 nt
Organism: Phytophthora sojae
Lineage: Eukaryota; Oomycota; Peronosporomycetes; Peronosporales; Peronosporaceae
Product: serine protease V8
Exons: 1
Coding region: 1-1158 (385 amino acids)
Biological process (GO): proteolysis
Molecular function (GO): serine-type peptidase activity
Source: RefSeq, a predicted model, not a curated record